GAAACGACUUUGUGGGAGGGGCAACGCAGUGAGAGGAACGUGCAUCAUCUGGGGCAAAGGAUAAUUUCUGUCGAACCAAACGGUUAUAUUUGUUAUUUAGCAAGCUAGCAAAGGUUGUAAAAUAGCUAGCAAGCUGUAACAUACACUCCUCUGUAGUAGCUUGGACAAGAGUUGCACAAAUGACAGAGCUACGGCACCGCGGAAAGACGGAAAACGACCUACAACAUCAACAAUCCGAAGACAAGGGAUCUGAGAAUGAGGGGAAAGCGGAGAAGGAUGGGGCGUCUGACAGUGAGAGCAAGCCUGAUACAGGGCACCCGGGGGUGCCUGUCCCUGCUGAUGACACCCCCGAGGUCCUCAACAAAGCCCUGUCUGGACUGUCCUCACGAUGGAAGAACUGGUGGGUGCGAGGGAUCCUGACUCUGGCCAUGAUCUCCUUCUUCUUCUUCAUCAUCUACCUGGGCCCCAUGGUGCUCAUGUUGAUUGUGCUGUGUGUGCAGAUCAAAUGCUUCCAAGAAAUUAUCCACAUCGGUUACAGUGUGUACCACUCCUACCACCUGCCCUGGUUCAGAACGUUGAGCUGGUACUUCCUACUGUGUGUGAACUAUUUCUUCUACGGAGAGACGGUGACGGACUACUUCUCUAAUCUGGUGCAGAGGGAGGAGCCGUUGCGCAUCCUUAGCAAAUACCACCGCCUCAUCUCCUUUGCCAUGUACCUCACUGGUUUCUGCAUGUUUGUGCUGAGCCUGGUGAAGAAACACUAUCGCCUGCAGUUCUACAUGUUUGGCUGGACUCACGUAACUCUGCUGAUCGUUGUGACCCAGUCCCACCUCAUCAUCCACAACCUGUUUGAGGGAAUGAUCUGGUUCAUCGUGCCCAUCUCCUGUGUGAUCUGCAAUGACAUCAUGGCCUACAUGUUUGGCUUCUUCUUUGGACGUACUCCACUCAUUAAGCUGUCUCCUAAGAAAACCUGGGAGGGCUUCAUUGGUGGAUUCUUUUCGACUGUUUUGUUUGGGAUCCUGUUGUCCUAUGUGAUGGCGGGCUACAGCUUCUUUGUGUGUCCGGUGGAGUUUAACAGCGACCAUAAUAGUUUCGAGGUGGACUGUGAACCCUCUGACCUGUUCCAGCUGCAGGACUAUGCCCUGCCUGCCGCCCUCGAGUCCCUCACUGGAUGGCCCACACUGCGCCUCUACCCAUUCCAGAUUCACAGCAUCUCCCUGUCUGCCUUUGCCUCCCUCAUGGGACCUUUCGGAGGCUUCUUUGCCAGCGGCUUUAAGAGGGCCUUCAAGAUCAAGGACUUUGCCAACACAAUUCCCGGUCACGGUGGCAUCAUGGACCGCUUCGACUGCCAGUACCUCAUGGCUACGUUCGUCAACGUCUACAUCGCCAGCUUCAUCAGGGGCCCUAACCCUGCCAAGGUGGUCCAGCAACUCCUAGCCCUGCGCCUGGACCAGCAGCUCCACAUCUUCAACUCCCUUAAGACCCACCUGACAGAGAGGGGUCUGCUGGAGGAGGAAGCCUAGUGCCCCCACGGUCAGGCCCAGGGCUGGGUCACCCUACUGGUGCCAGCCCCCUGGCACCAGAAAGCCCUGGAGGUGUGGUGCUUGUGGGAGAAAAUAACUCCAGCCUUUGGGUCAUUCCAUUUUGUGUGUGUACAUUAUGACAGUGUGUCCUCAGCUGUUUUCCUCCAGUGUUUCAGGUUGUCUGUGAGUUACUGUACCUGUUUAUUUAGUCAUGUCAGCCAUAUUAUCUACAACAGAGUGAUGCCACUUUGUGUACCACAAUGAGGUCAAAUGUACAUUUCCACAUGUAUACAGGAUAUUCUAUACCUUUAGUGUGUGUGAAUAUUUCUUGAUACAUAUAUAUUUUUUGUGUUUUAAUGCACUGCUCAACAUACUCACACUGUAUUGUCCUCAUCCUGUCACCAUGCCUGUUUUAUUUGCUUCAUUCAUUGUAAUAAUUGUUUGUAUUUAUAGUAUUGGUGGUUGAGUUUUUACAUUGGCAUCUUCCAUUAAAUCUGUGUUUUGUCUAUGUGCAUUUUA
Salvelinus sp. IW2-2015 is the source of this 2042-nucleotide messenger RNA. RefSeq names its product phosphatidate cytidylyltransferase 2. The record is from RefSeq and is a predicted model, not a curated record. Gene Ontology annotation, cellular component: endoplasmic reticulum membrane. Lineage: Eukaryota; Metazoa; Chordata; Actinopteri; Salmoniformes; Salmonidae. Gene Ontology annotation, molecular function: phosphatidate cytidylyltransferase activity.